Spodoptera litura is the source of this 2236-nucleotide messenger RNA. RefSeq names its product RAS oncogene family member Rab1 (gene Rab1). The record is from RefSeq and is a predicted model, not a curated record. Gene Ontology annotation, molecular function: GTP binding; GTPase activity. Lineage: Eukaryota; Metazoa; Arthropoda; Insecta; Lepidoptera; Noctuidae.
UCUGACUUACGUCAGUGGGUGUUUCGGACGGCGGCCAUUAUUCUACGUAUAAUUAUUAAUUUUUUUGCUGUUUUGUGCUAGAAACAAAGAACGUAACUAUUUUCGACAUAUUCUAUAAUAUUAUAGUUUUGGAAAAAAUACAUUUAUAGUACAAACAUGAAUCCAGAAUACGAUUAUUUGUUCAAACUACUCCUGAUUGGUGACUCUGGUGUUGGCAAGUCAUGUCUGCUGCUCAGGUUCGCCGACGACACCUACACAGAGAGCUACAUCAGCACUAUUGGUGUGGACUUUAAAAUUAGGACUGUAGACUUAGACGGCAAGACAAUAAAGUUACAAAUAUGGGACACAGCUGGACAGGAGCGGUUUAGAACAAUCACUUCAUCAUACUACAGAGGAGCACACGGAAUUAUCAUUGUUUAUGAUUGCACAGACCAGGAUUCAUUCAGCAACGUGAAGCAAUGGCUGGAGGAGAUCGACCGCUACGCAUGCGACAAUGUCAACAAGCUGCUGGUCGGCAACAAGUGUGAUCUCACCACCAAGAAAGUCGUCGACUACACCACAGCCAACCAAUAUGCGGAGCAACUAGGCAUUCCGUUCUUGGAGACGUCAGCGAAGAACUCUACGAAUGUGGAGCAGGCGUUCAUGACGAUGGCAGCGGAGAUCAAGACCCGCGUGGGCCCGCCCUCCACCGGCGCCGCGCCUGUCGGCGGACAGGUCAAGAUCGACCAGGGACACCCUAUCGACACCGGCAAGUCUUCUUGCUGCUGAAUACGCCGCCUACGGCUGGCGGCAAGACGUACGGGAAGCGGGAGUCGCGGGCGCCGGCCGCCACCCCUACACACAAGAAAUGCAAUUACCACAAAACGUUUCAUCAUCGCAUCAUAUUGAUAUAAUUAUAAAUAAUAUUAUGUAGAGCCGCGCCGGCCACACUCGGCGCGGCUCCUAAGCUAACUUCUGUUAAGUUGCUACUGUCCGAUAUCUUGUUAGUUGAAACAGGUGAAAUGGAAGGGUGUAUGUUUAUACAUGUUUAUAUAUAAUGAAUAUUGUAGGUUAAUUUUGUGCUGUUUCCACUAUAAGAAUUUUGAUGGAGGUUCAAAUAACUGAGAGCCAAUGUAGAUUGUAUGAGAGGGAAAAUUCACAAGAUUUAUAUGAUUAUUGUAAUGUAAACAUUUAUUUUAGAGCUUUGUCUACUGUUUCCGUGCGUCGCUCGCGCACUACGUCACUGGCGGCACGUCGCCGGUUGCUUGGUAGCGUCACCUAGUGUAAGAGAGAGACUUGUCGUGUUCAGCUUGCUUGUGAUGUGCUCGUGGGCUUGCGUGGCGUAGUGUCCGACCGUACAUGAGUUUAUCUCUCAAGCUGUCCAUUACCAAGUGUAGGCUAAUUUCCGUUUAUUUCAGCUUGUGUUAAAUUUAAUUUCUCGUCACUUGAGGUACUAAUAAACCUUAUUGUAUGCACUGGGUGUUUAUAUUAUUCGUUCUGUAUAGCAUAAGCUGGUAUUGUGUGGGAGAUCGCCAUGAAUUAUCUAUUGUAACAUGUUAUUAACUACUCCAGGAAUGUCGGCACGUUUCAGAAUGGGACCAUUACGUUAUUGCGAUGGCCGCAGUUUGCAUUUGUCGCCAUCAACCUAUCGCCUUCGCAACCCGCAGAGUUUACGUCGCAAACUUACAAGUUUUAUAUGUUUUUAUCUCCCACACAAUAGCAGCGUAUAAACCACAAUGUAUUUAUGUACGGCGUACUGGAGUUACGCUAUAUAAACAUUUUGUGUUGAUAUAUUUAACUGGAUCGCGAAUUGUAACACAAAAUUGUAGAUAUAGCAUAUUGGCCUUAGAUAAUUAGACAGAUACUUAUAUUAAACUUGUAGCCAUCGAAGCGGGAUCAUAGUAUUAAUAAAAGACAAAUAUUCAUAUAUCACUCUCACAGCAAUUUGUGAUAAUUUUAAAUUUUAACGACCAGUCCAAUGUUUCACCUAUUAGGAUAGUCCCACUCAAUGUUUUCGUCCCUAUUUUUCACUUAAAUUGUUAAGAGAAUUAGGUAAAUGAUAUGAAUUUAAUACUAAUAUAUGAAACAUUAGACUAUAAAUGGUAUAAAUUAUUUGAUUCUCUCGUCCUAUGUACUAACUUGGUUUGUCAUUAUUUUUGUACUAUUAUGUCAGAGUUAAGUUUACUUAAAUCAAGACCGCUAACCCCCUGUAAUUUCUGUAUUGAGGGUUUCUUAGAAAUUAAAACAGUAUGCUAUA